GACCAAGCACCCCCCACACGAACACCGUUGAUCAUGUCCGCACUUGAUCAACUCAAAAAUUUCAAGCCUCGAUCCAUUCCACGCAACCUAAUGUUCCCUGUACCCGCGGUGCAGCAUAUCAUCUCCCAAAAAAGGAAAACUGUAAUAAGAGCUUCUUUUUUAUUUUUGGCUCACACACACACAGCGAGAGAUUCUUCUUCUACUCUUCUAGGGAGGGAAAGCGUAUUCCUCGUGGGCAGCUCUCUCCACCUUGGGUUUAAAUUCCCUGCGACGCAACUCGGCGGCCAGAGCUACACCUGCACCGGAAUUGAAGAGAUCAGAGUGGUGGGAGGAGAGUCGGAGGGAGGGAGGGAGAUGACGUCAGACGGCGCGACGUCUACUUCAGCGCCUCGGAGGAAGCCAUCGUGGAGGGAGAGGGAGAACAACCGGAGGAGAGAGAGGAGGAGGAGAGCUAUAGCUGCCAAGAUAUACACCGGACUUAGGGCUCAAGGGAAUUACAAUUUGCCCAAACACUGUGACAACAAUGAAGUCCUGAAAGCUCUCUGCUUGGAGGCCGGGUGGAUCGUGGAAGAAGAUGGAACCACUUACCGCAAGGGAUGCAGGCCACCUCCAAGUGAUAUUGCAGGCACUUCCACCAAAAUUACCCCAUUCUCUUCCCAAAAUCCAAGUCCUCUAUCUUCAGCUUUCCCCAGCCCCAUUCCAUCCUACCAGGUCAGCCCCUCCUCCUCUUCCUUUCCCAGCCCAUCAAGGCUUGAUGUCAACAACCCAUCUAGCCUUUUCCCAUUCCUUCGUAAUGCCAUUCCCGCAUCCCUACCACCUCUCAGAAUCUCAAACAGUGCCCCUGUAACCCCACCUCUGUCUUCCCCGACCUCAAGAAAUCCAAAGCUAAUACCCAAUUGGGAGUCCAUUGCUAAAGAAUCAAUGGCAGCCUUCAAUUACCCUCUCUAUGCUGUGUCUGCGCCUGCUAGCCCAACUCAUCGUCAGUUCCAUGCCCCUGCAACUAUACCUGAAUGUGAUGAGUCUGAUACAUCCACCGUUGAAUCUGGUCAAUGGAUAAGCUUUCAAAAGUUUGCACCAUCUACAUCUGCGUUUGCUCCAACCUCUCCAACAUUUAAUCUUGUGAAACCAGUGGCCCCAGUAGUUUCACCUAAUGAUGCAAUCAAAGAGAAUGGACGAAGUGCAGAGUUCCAGUUCGAAAAUAUGCAGGUAAAGCCAUGGGAAGGGGAGAGAAUUCACGAGGUGGGAAUGGAUGAUCUAGAGCUCAAACUUGGAAGUGGGAAGGCUCAUUGUUAAGCUUUGAGACUUCAGCAAACACCCAUGUAAGUGGAAGAAAAAGCUGUUCUGCUUGUUUGUGGUUCCGGUAGCCAUAUAUUGAAGAGCAUUUUCAUUCUGUAGUUUUAUCCUUUCAUCCAUCCACCGGGAAUUGGACAUCCUAAAUGAUUCCGGGGCGGAGUUACAUUUUUAAUCUGCAAUUCUUUUUCAUUUUCUUUGUGAAAAUUUCUUGUUUUAGUUUUAGUCAGUUUAGAGCACAUUCCCUUGUUGAAUUGUGGGGUAAGCAAGAUGUGAUUUACAAGCAUUACAUGUAGAUACUGUGGGAUGCUUCUUGUGAUAGAAGUGUUUUUAUCUUCUCUGUAGGCUUUGUUAAAACCUCACAAAAUUAAUUAAAUUAUUUUCAGUUGUUUGUAUCAUUGAGUCUUGGAAGUUUUAAGUUCUUUUGUGUAACUUGAGCUCAGUUCUGAGAAUGCUAGCGAAAAAACAAGUAGGUCAAACAACUUCUUGUCAUGUUGAAUUGGAACCGGGAACUCCUCAUUUUUCAUCGUGGAAUGAAGUAUAAAGUGGGUCUGUUAAAGCAUCAGGGAAGAUAAGGUAUUCUCAUCAGCUGAGAUAAAAGACAGGCCAAAUACGGAAUAAAGUGAACAUGAAGUA
Rubroshorea leprosula is the source of this 1926-nucleotide messenger RNA. NCBI's taxonomy places the organism in Eukaryota, Viridiplantae, Streptophyta, Magnoliopsida, Malvales, Dipterocarpaceae. The record is from the annotation of a GenBank genome assembly.